Molecule: messenger RNA, 1698 nt
Organism: Epinephelus moara (kelp grouper)
Lineage: Eukaryota; Metazoa; Chordata; Actinopteri; Perciformes; Serranidae
Product: N-acetylmuramoyl-L-alanine amidase-like
Exons: 5
Coding region: 188-1660 (490 amino acids)
Biological process (GO): peptidoglycan catabolic process; detection of bacterium; defense response to Gram-positive bacterium
Molecular function (GO): peptidoglycan immune receptor activity; zinc ion binding; peptidoglycan binding
Source: RefSeq, a predicted model, not a curated record
ACGUACACCUACACAAAUACACCUACACAGCUCAGAAGUGCUUGGAAGCGUAACUGUGCUACUCAGGUUACUUUUUUGAAGAGCCUGUCUUUUGUUCGUUUAGCUCGGAGAAAGUCUUCUAGUUUGUUUUUUAUUUCUUUUGUUUUUUUAGUUGCUUUUUUCAGAGGUAGCAGCCAGGAGAUCCAACAUGACUUUAUCUGGAGUGUCGUUUUUUGUUCUGGCUUUAUCCUACGUCUUAACUGUUUAUGGCAGGUCGACAGGUCUCCAUCUGCGCAACAUGGACAGCUUCAUCCAGGCUGUGCAGCAGGUGGAAGAGUCCAACCCUGGUCUGUCCCCCCUGGCUCUGGUUCGGGCCCUGCGGAGGACCGCCGGCCACGACGAUGAGAUGACCAUUCAUUUCUUGGGUGCCUCGUAUAAUCUCACUGAUGCUGAGGUCCUAGAGACAGCCAUUCUCAAUGCCUCGUCCUUUAGCUUCUUUGACAAGGCCAUCCACCACAUUGUGACAGAUUACGGAGAGGAAAGAGGGGUGGUUCUGGCUCCAGAUGGCACCACGGUGGCUCUUGCACCCUUACUGCGAGGGAUCGAAGCAGGACUGAAAGCCAACAUGGAGGGGACACCAGCUGUUGGGCUCUUUCCUCUCACCUUAGGCAGGACGCUGGGCUUGUCCUUCCUCAGCCUACAGGACAUCCCGGCAUCUAAGCGCAUGGGGCCUAACGGGUGCUGGGACAGCGUGGACCACCCAAAGUUGUUCAAGUUGUCUUGGCCUGCUACACUGGCCACUGAUGCUGUCAUUCAUGGGGGCAUGGAUGGAGUUAUACUGGGCACAGACCUCAGCAACCUAACUGCAUCUGAACAGCCGCAGGCCCUCAGUGGAGUUUUGAAAGGAUACUAUAGUUUUACUCUUCAGGAGGGACAGGGUAUGGAUGAUAUAACCAGCCACAUUAGCCCGAGGCGAAGGGAGAUCUCUCGAUCCAUUCUGGAGCCACUCGAUCUUCACAGCCAGGUGAUGGAGACACUAACGCUAGUGUGGAAGUUGGAGAAGACACAAUGGAUAGCUCUGGACACUGGCUUGGGGAAGGCGGUGAAAGAUGGAUUACAGGCUUUUGUGCACAAGUACUGGGACUGCCCUCAAAUCAUCCCUCGUUGUCAGUGGGGGGCAAAAGCCUACCAGAGUACACCUAUCCCACUGUCUUUGCCUCUCAAGUUCCUCUAUGUUCACCACACCUACGAGCCAUCCUCGCCCUGUUUAUCCUUCUCAAGGUGCUCUCGCGACAUGAGAGCCAUGCAGCGUUUCCAUCAGGAAGUUCGUAACUGGAGCGACAUAGGAUACAGCUUUGUGGUUGGCUCUGAUGGCUACGUCUAUGAAGGCAGAGGCUGGAACUACCUCGGCAGACACACCAGGGGGCACAAUGCCAUUGGGUAUGGCGUGUCAAUCAUUGGUAACUACACUGCCACCCUGCCAUCCCGCCAUGCCAUCGACCUGCUGCGCCAUCGUCUGGUCCAAUGUGCAGUAGAUGGAGGAAGACUGGCUGCUAACUUCACGUUUUACGGCCACAGACAGGUGGUGAACUACACUUCCUGCCCUGGGGACGCCUUCUUUUCAGAAAUACGAAGCUGGGAACACUUCAUGGAAACAGACUCUCCAGAAACAGAAGAAUAAAGAGAUUGGCCAACUGUAAUAAAUGUGAUUGUUUCUAA